Molecule: messenger RNA, 1113 nt
Organism: Hyposmocoma kahamanoa
Lineage: Eukaryota; Metazoa; Arthropoda; Insecta; Lepidoptera; Cosmopterigidae
Product: NADH dehydrogenase [ubiquinone] iron-sulfur protein 8, mitochondrial-like
Exons: 2
Biological process (GO): mitochondrial respiratory chain complex I assembly; mitochondrial electron transport, NADH to ubiquinone
Cellular component (GO): membrane
Molecular function (GO): 4 iron, 4 sulfur cluster binding; NADH dehydrogenase activity
Source: RefSeq, a predicted model, not a curated record
GUUCUACAGGCUAUCACUAUUGAAGCAGAGGAACGCCACGACGGCUCCCGACGAACCACGCGUUACGAUAUCGACAUGACCAAAUGCAUCUACUGUGGAUUCUGCCAGGAAGCAUGUCCCGUAGAUGCGAUCGUAGAAGGCCCCAACUUUGAGUUCUCGACGGAAACACACGAAGAACUUCUCUACAACAAGGAGAAGCUCCUCUUAAACGGCGACAAGUGGGAGAGCGAGAUCGCCGCUAACAUCAGAGCCGACCAUCUUUACCGCUGAACAAAAUGCUUUAUAGUCAAAAUAGAAUUCUUGAGUUUAUUUUGCAGUGACCAUAAUAACACGAAAAGGAUAAGCUACGCAGAUGACCAAGUCAGAAUAGAAAAUUUCCAUAAAGCGAUAGGUAGAGGAAGAAUGGGUUACCUUGUAGAAUGUGACCUUUUUAUUAAAAAUCUAGAAGAGGCAAUGCGAUGUAAACUUGAAUGAAGAUAACCAAUAAGGUAUUGCGAUCUAAUAAAGAAAGGCUGACUACGUUGAAUUGUUUAUAGUGGUGUUUACCGACGAGAAAAUAGCUCUUAAAUGCAAGAUAAUUGUGUAAAAAAACUUGAAACUUACCGAAAUAACUUUUCAGCAACGAAGUCAUCCAUAAUUGAAACAUACUCUGGAAAGACCUUGUUUCUGCUAUCUCCGUUAAGUAAUGCCUUCAAAACUAAGCUUGUCAAGCUGGAUACGAAAUAACAACUCGGUGAUAAAAAACGAAAGCAGCUCGUCUAUAAUAAAAUUUUCAGUUACCUGGUCUCAAAGUAAGUAAUCACCUAUACUAGAGCAACAAAAUGUAUCCAAAACACUUUUCCCAAAAUUGGUCUUACCGGAAAAGGAAUCUGGGCCCUCCGCAUCUAACGGUUAUAACGCUUACUGCUGAGCCAUGUAUGUAAGGACUGCAUGGUUAAUUCACCAUUAAUUUGCCGCGCGUAUCCUACUACAAAGCAAAAUAUGUUGGAGUGCCUCGUAUAUCAGUUCCUAAAAUCAAAUCGUGCCUUGCAUUUAAGAGCGAACUCUCCUAAGGUAUGCAACAGGCUAAUACUUUAUAAAGUAAUUAGUGCAAUACUUUAUGCUCACUGGGUC